AUGAGCACUGAAAGCCCUUGUGACAGCAAAGAAGAACAAUUGGGAGAAGGCGAUGGAGCAUUGUCACCCUAUAAUAUGAAUUGCCUGACCAAGGACCUUCAUGGCAGGGUCACAAGCGGGGACGGUCCCGAGAUCCUCCUGCUGGCCGAGGAAUUCCAGUGCAAGGCCAAGAUGCAGCUGGUGGCCGACCUGCUCCUGCUGUCCAGUGAGCCCCGGCCAGUCCACCCGGAGAGCUCGUCUACCCAGCUGGGAGAAGCCUUUGAGAAGUGCAGGGACACAGUGAUUGCCAGGACCAAGGGCCUGUCCAUCCUCACCCAUGAUGUCCAGAGCCAGCUGAACAUGGGCCGCUUCACUGAGAUGGGCGACAGCCUUCAGGAAAUGGGGGACCUGGUGGUGUCUCUGGUAGAACUCUCUGCCCAUGCUGCAUACCUGGCGGCUGUGGAGGUGCCGGGCUCUCACGCUGCCCUGCCGGGUUUGGUGGACCGAUAUCGUGUGACCCGGUGCCGGCACGAGGUGGAGCAGAGCUGUGCCCUGCUUAGGACGGUGCCCCUCCAGGACCUGACACCGCAGCUCCUGCUGGAAAUCUCCCAAAAUGUCUCCAAAAACCUUAAGAUCCUCACGGACGCCAGCGUCGCUGCCAGCGAGAAGUCCCGAGAUAAGUUUGCCAAGGAGCAGUUCAAACUGGGAGUGAAGUGCAUGAGCACCAGCGCCACGGCUUUGCUCGCCUGUUUCAAGGAAGUGAAGACCUCCCCCAGCGAACUCUCUAGGAACCGUUGCGCUCUCUUCAGCGGCCCCCUGGUGCAAGCUGUUCAUGCUUUAGUCGGCUUUGCCACCGAGCCCCAGUUCCUGGGCAAAGCCGCCGUUCUAAAUCCGGAAGGCAAGGCGGUGCAGACUGCGAUUCUAGGGGGUGCUAUGAGCGUGGUGUCGGCCUGCGUCCUCCUGACCCAGUGCCUCAGGGAUAUAACCCAGCAUUCUGACAGCAGCAGCAAGAUGACCGACUAUAAGGACAGGUUGCGGAGCUCGGCUUGCGCCGUCUCCGAUGGCUGCAACUUGUUAUCUCAGGCCCUGAGAGAGCGAUCAUCUCCGAGAACUCUUCCGCCAGUGCACUCCAAUUCUGUGAAAUCCCCCUAAAUUGGGGAGGAAAAGG
This is a messenger RNA of Nanorana parkeri, 1147 nucleotides long. RefSeq names its product mesoderm development candidate 1 (gene TLNRD1). The coding region runs from base 1 to 1131 and encodes 376 amino acids. The record is from RefSeq and is a predicted model, not a curated record. Gene Ontology annotation, molecular function: actin binding. Lineage: Eukaryota; Metazoa; Chordata; Amphibia; Anura; Dicroglossidae. The transcript is spliced from 2 exons.